AUGAAGGCCAACUUCUGCCAUAUGAUUGGCUCCUUCCUGCUACUCGUAGCAACAAUCCUUCUCAUUGUCACCAGUAUCACGGCUCCUGUUGUCAAUCGCCUCGCCAUCCUCACUGUCGACUUGGCCGAGGACUCCAAUGCGGGCAAGGAGGUCGCCUUCGGCACCUUUGGUUGGUGUGUUCAGGAUGCUGGCCCUGACGGCGAGGAUGAUUGCUCCAAGGCCAAGGUAGGAUACAACCCGGCCCAAGUCAUGGAGGAGAUCGACGGCACCGACAUGGCCAGCUACUCCGAGUCCACGACCAAGGCUCUUACCCGAGCCUUGGUACUCCACCCGGUCGCCACCGUCCUUUCGUUCAUCGCCUUCAUCCUCACCCUCGGAGCCAGCGCCUUCGGCUCGUUCAUCGCCUCGAUCGUCGCCUUCACCGCGUUCAUCAUUACGGCUAUCGUCAUGUUAUGCGACUUCGUCCUGUUCGGCAUUCUCAAGGCCGACAUCAACGAGAACGAAGAUAGCGAGAGCCAUGCCUACUUCAGCGUCGGUAUGUGGUGCGUCCUUGUCUCUGCCCUCUGCAGUUUGGUCGCCUCGAUCCUCGUUCUCGCCACCUGCUGCGCUGGCCGCUUCAAGAAGCGCCGCGAUGUCGAGAAGAGCAGCCCCGCUGUCGCCGGCCCCGCUGCCAAGCGCCGAUUCUGGCCCGCCCGCAAAUAG
Scedosporium apiospermum is the source of this 702-nucleotide messenger RNA. RefSeq lists its product as uncharacterized. NCBI's taxonomy places the organism in Eukaryota, Fungi, Ascomycota, Sordariomycetes, Microascales, Microascaceae. The transcript is spliced from 2 exons. The coding region runs from base 1 to 702 and encodes 233 amino acids. Gene Ontology annotation, cellular component: growing cell tip; cell division site; plasma membrane. The record is from RefSeq and is a predicted model, not a curated record.